AUGUUUCCCAGAAAACAACUUACAAUGGCAUUCAACAACUCCACAGUGAACAUCGGAGGUGAAUACUGCUCUGAAGUCUUUGAGUUGCUGCUUGACUUGGAAACCUUUGAAACCUCCUCAUACAUUUUGAUCUUCAUCCUCAGUAUCAUAGGAAACUGCCUUCUUUAUGUCCUCUUUCUCUAUGAGAACUUAAAACAUUUCACAAAUCUAUUUGUCCUGAACCUUGCCUGCUCCGAUUUGAUGAUCACAGUCACACUUUCAUUCUGGGCCGUCUCUCGGCUGCAGGACUGGGUCGUUGGUCAUUUUGCCUGCACAUUUGUGACAGUGACAAAUAUUGUUGGUUUGUACAGUAGCGUCAUUCUACUGACUGCCAUGACUGUGGACCGUUUCAUAACUGUGGUGCUGCACAACAUGCCAAGAAACAAAGUAAGGAGGCAGAGGUUUGCAGCAUUGAGCUGUGCAGCUGCAUGGAUCAUCAGCAUUUAUUUGUCUGUAUAUGCUGCUACCAAAGUCACGGUGGAAGACUGGGGUGGUCGUUCCAUGUGUUUGAAUCUGAUGUCUUAUGUCAGGGGUUGUCUCUUCUUCUUCCUGUUAUCCAUCAUUGUUUUCUGCUAUUCUGCCAUCCUCAAGACAGUGUUGCAGGCUUCAAACAGAAGAAAGCACAGGACGGUAGUGGUGGUGUUAUGUAUAGUUGCUGCCUUCAUCAUCUGCUGGGUACCUUACAAUAUUAUGUCUAUAAUCGUGUCCCUCAAUGUACCUGAAAACUGUAAUGCAUUGAACCGUUUGAUUAUAGCCUUUAGUAUUUGUCGUGUACUUGCUUAUUUUCACUGCUGUAUGAACCCUAUUCUGUAUAUGCUCUCAGAAAAGUGGCGAAAGCAUCUUUUGGAUCUUUUUAGCUGCAAGAAAGUCAGGAGGGUGAGAGACGGAAAGAGAACCACUGGCUCUUCUGUUAAGCAGAACGUAGCUUUUAAUAGGCUUAUCAUGAUUUUCAUUGUAACGUCUUAA
Molecule: messenger RNA, 1005 nt
Organism: Gymnodraco acuticeps
Lineage: Eukaryota; Metazoa; Chordata; Actinopteri; Perciformes; Bathydraconidae
Product: chemokine XC receptor 1-like
Biological process (GO): immune response; G protein-coupled receptor signaling pathway
Cellular component (GO): membrane
Molecular function (GO): G protein-coupled receptor activity
Source: RefSeq, a predicted model, not a curated record